UGCUGGUUAGGGUUUAGGGUUUAGCCAUAGCACCGACCAUCUUGCCCUUUAUUGGUUGAGUUUCUUACUCCGGCGGUGGUUGGUCUGCGAAUGGGCAAUUUGUUCCGAUUGGUGGAUUACAGAGAAUUAACAAAUGAUAACUUCUUUCAGAGAAGUCUACUCGGUUGCCUCGCCGAGGCUGGCUUUGUACUGUGAUGCAGUUUGAAUCAGUUCAUCGGCUGAUUUUUUUGGGUUAUCGCCCAAUCCUGGGAUGUCUCAGAAAUUAUAUUGUUGCGCCUUCUCAUCUCUAUCCACUAGGAAAAAGUUAUCUUUCAUGUCCAGCCUAAAUACCAUCUCUACCUCUUGUUUAGCUGUUGUGGACACUGAUUUUUCAUCGGACGACAGUGCCGCGGCGCCUGAGUCGAUCAAUUACAGUGAGUUGCAGCAGAGAAUGCAGAGUCAUGCGAACUCUGGAAGCAUUAGCAAGGCGCUCGAGGUUCUGAAUUUCGUGAAGGAAAAUGUGCCGGGGAAACCGUCGGUGUACGAUUAUAAUGCGCUGCUCCGAUGCUAUUUUCGGUCGACAGGUGUGGCUGUUGGUGAGGUGCUUGAGGUUUAUGCUGGGAUGAAGAAAUUUGGACCGAAUCCGAAUUUAUUAACUUAUAACACGAUUUUACAUGGAAUGGUUUUUAUCGAGAGGUUAGAAAAUGCUGUUUUGAUUCUAAAGGAAAUGAUUUCCAGUGGGUUUCUGCCUUCCUACACAAUUUUAUUGAAGUUGCUCAAGAAGCUGCUGAAAUUAGGACGUGUAGUGGAAGCUGAUUGGGUGCUUGAAAUUAUGUGGAGUCUAAAUUGCAACCCAAGCCAGCAUUGUUUAAGUGCCUUGAUUCAAAGUCUUUGUAAAGCAGGUAUGGUCCAAAGAGCAUACUCUGUGUUCUCAGCAAUUUCAGGGAAGGGAUACUUCUGUGGAGGGUUGCUUUACAACCCUAUAUUGUGGGCUUUAUGCAAAUCUGAGCAGGUAUAUGCAGCCUUGUCGUUUUUUGGUUUUCUAGAGAAGAAGGGUUAUGGGCACUCGGUUUACUCCUAUGCUUCUUUGGCUUAUGGCUUCAGUAAGGGAAGGUUAUGGGAUGAAGCUUUUUGUUGUUUAGGUAAAAUUGGAAGUACUGGUUGUAAGCCUAAUCUGGUAACUUACACUGUUGUUAUUAAGUUUCUAUGUGAUGAUGGGAAAGUGGACGAGGCACUGAGCCUUUUGGGCCAGAUGGAAGAGGAAGGAUGCAAAGCUGAUUUGGUUCUGUAUAAUAUAAUUCUUCGUGGACUUUGUCAUGAAGGUAAGGUGAGCGAAAUUGUUUAUCUACUUCGAGUUAUGGAUCAAAAGGGCUUGUCACCAGACAAGUAUACUCAUGCUGCAUUGGCUGGAGGCAUGCUGAAAAGCGGCAGGGUGGAUGUUUGUUGUGAGCUGUUUCUUUCAAGGAGUUACUCUGUAGAUGAUGUUGUUUAUAAUAUAUAUUUGCAUUCCAUGUGCCUAAGUGGCAGGUCGAGAGAAGCUUUGUGUGCAAUGCUGAGAAUGACGGAUAAGGGUUUGAGACCUAAUAAUGUAUCAUAUAACAUUAUUCUGAAAGGAUUGUGCAUGGAGAAAGACAUGGAUAAAGCUCUGAAAUUCUUAGUCGGUUUCACUUGGCCUAACAAUGGGCCUGAUUUGAUCUCCUUCAAUACAAUUUUGUCAGCUGCCUGUAAACUGGGUAAUUCAUCAAUAAUUCAGCAGAUUAUGUUGCAGAUGGAAGAUAAAAGUGUUCAGUUUGAUGUUGUAAGUUUCACAUGUUUGAUUCAGUAUUAUUGUUCGAUAGGAAAGAUCCGAGACUGCUUGAAGCUCGUACAUUUCAUGAUGAAUACUGGUCCACGGCCUAAUACAAUUGCUUUUAAUACCCUCCUUGCUGGACUCUGCAAGAAUAAACUACUUGGAGUGGCAGAAAAAGUUUUCUACACUUUUGUAGGCAUUGGAGUUUUACCUGACACAACUACAUAUAAUAUCAUGAUUCGGGCUUCCAUAAAAGAAGGAAAUGAUUCGCUGCUCUAUGAGCUUUCAAGGGACAUGAAUAUCCGGAAAUUGAAGCCAGAUAUUGGGAUCUUCGGUUGUUUUAUUUAUAGCCUUUGUAAAAGAGGCAAGAUAUCAGUUGCUAUUCGCCUUCGAAACCAAUUUCAGGAGAAUGGAAUUCCUCUUAAUAUAUUUGUUUACAACACAAUAAUGAAAGCAAUGUUCCUAAGAGGAAUGUUUUGGGAAAUCCUCUCUCUAUUGAAAGACAUGGCUAUGGAUGGCUGUGAGCCAAAUGAAGGUUCUUUUGACAUGCUGAGACAAGCGAAGAUGAAUGGUUGGAUGAGGAGUUUCCCUAGAGCAGUUCGAAUUCUAGAGUUUGUCAUGUGUGGCUACUCGUCCAGAUAUUCAAGUACACACAGAAUGGUUGAUGAAGCUGCAUUUCAAUUGAAAAAAAACAAAGAAGGGAAUGUCGGAUGAAGCUGGAUAUUAUGACACCUAGUUGUAAUGAAAAAUUCAGAUUCUCUCCUUGAGAAUAUGUUUCAGCAGGAUUUGCUGGCCAUUCAAGCUUGCUGAGGGUCACAAACAUCGUGAUGAAAUAUGCUUGCGUUCAUGAGCUGAGAUCCAGACAUGAGGAUGCAAUCCCUAUUCUUAUUUCCCCUGCAAGUUGCGCAUCAUGUUCAUAUGCAGAUGCAGCUUGAUUCUGAGCCAUUUGACCGAAGGCCUUCCUGCUUGCAAUCACCCAAACCAUGAUCUGUUAUGACAACUUUCACUCCAUUGUGGGAGCAGUAGUAGCUGCUGGUACACCUAACCUUAAGAAG
Messenger RNA from Andrographis paniculata, 2823 nucleotides. RefSeq names its product pentatricopeptide repeat-containing protein At1g63330-like. Gene Ontology annotation, molecular function: protein binding. The coding region runs from base 251 to 2482 and encodes 743 amino acids. The transcript has 2 exons. Lineage: Eukaryota; Viridiplantae; Streptophyta; Magnoliopsida; Lamiales; Acanthaceae. The record is from RefSeq and is a predicted model, not a curated record.